This is a messenger RNA of Ostreococcus lucimarinus CCE9901, 1095 nucleotides long. RefSeq lists its product with no specific name. NCBI's taxonomy places the organism in Eukaryota, Viridiplantae, Chlorophyta, Mamiellophyceae, Mamiellales, Bathycoccaceae. The record is from RefSeq and is a predicted model, not a curated record. The transcript has a single exon. The coding region runs from base 1 to 1095 and encodes 364 amino acids.
AUGGCGAACGUCCCGAGGCGCGCGCCGCUCGGGACGUUAUCAUUCAAUCGCGAUGACGACCAUCACACGGUCGCGUCGACGUCGUUCGCAUCGCCGGCGUCGAAAUUCGCCGGUCGCUCGACGGCGUCGCUCGACGACGACGGGGACGCGUACGCCGUCGCGAGCGUGAACACGCCGGAGAUGUGCGCCAUGGCCGACGGACGCGUCGGGUCCAGUCACGAGAUCGCGCUGUCGCUCGUCGUCGAGCGCGAUCGAGCGAUCGAGCGCGAACUGGAGAUGGCGGCGUUCGCUCGCGCGGAGGCGCGGCGAUGCGACGAGACGACCAGGGCGUUGGUCGCGGACGUCGAGGAUUUGACGGUCGCGUUGGGGGAGACGGACGCGCACGUCGCGCGCAUGCGGUGGUUGUGGGCCAUACGCGCGGUGGUGAGCUUGGUGCGCUGGGAUCGUGAGCGGCGGGAGGCGAGGAAGGCCAAGGCGAAGGCGCGCCGAUUGGCGACGCAGUUGGCGCGGAUAGAAAAGUACAUCGCCACGGCGGCGUGUGAUUUCGACGAUUUGAACGCCAAGCUCGUGAAAGAGGCGAAUGAUGCGAAGAUGGCGCGCGCGGAGGCGCGGGAGGCGUGGGAGAUGCUCGCGCGUGAACGCGCGGCGCGCGCGGAGUCUCCGGCUGAGUCUUCGGCGGCGCUCGCGCCGCCGGCGAAUCCGUCGACACCUCCGGCGCGGCGCGCGGCGAACGCGCGAAGACGUGAGGCGAAAGAUGCGUGCGCCUCGGUCGCGGCGCACGUCGAAAGUCUUCUCGCGAACUCACCUUCAAAGCAGCUGAAUCAGCUCGCGCUCGCGCAGCGCGAAGCCGCCGACCGCGCUCGCGCGACGCUCGCCGAUCACCCACGCACGAGUGACGGUGCGUUAGACCCCAAAGACGUCGUCGCUCUCAUCGCCGUUCACGCGCUCGAGCGGUGCGCCGAGCGCUCCUCGAGCGACGGGCGGCGCGCCUUCGCCCGAGCCGCCAAGCGCUUCGAAACCGUCGCUCGCGCGUGCGUCGCCGGCGACGACGCCGCGCCCCUCACCGCUGCCGCAUCGUCAUCGCGCGAAACUUAG